UAAGGAGACAUCAUUCUGUGCAUGAAAAAUAAGUUUCAUGUUACAGGAGUUUAUGUCACUUGUCAGUUUGUGCACACAAUAACAAUAAACCAAGUUUACUUUAAAAUAAAGGAAAUCGUCUUUCACACAAAUUUACUAAAAAACCCUAUCAAAAUCGCUUGGUGGCGCUGUGCUGGUGAUUAAAAUUUGGUUCCAAUCGGCGGUCGUCGAAUAUGAGUGAUGUAACAUUGUUUAAAUACAUUCAGUUUGCAUAAAAAGGCCAGUGAUGAAAGCAAAGUCGUAGGGGAAUACCUCUCAAAAUGGCAAUCUGAGUGACAAUUGAAUACUUGCCAUUUGGUUUCUAAGUUCCACAUCUUGUAAAACGUAUAGUACAAAUGGAGAACUUAAUGGUGCAGUUACUCCCAGUUGCUAGUGAAGAUGGAGACUUAUCCAAGCCACCCUCAAGCGCUGAAGAGUACUUACGAAGAGUAAGACUGGAAGCCCAAGCUUGUCCAGACAUCGCUGUGGCAAAUACCAAACCUGACAUUUUCAAAAAUAAACAGACGAGAGUUAUAUCUAGUUCAUCAGGUUGUAUCCCUGCUCCAAAGGGGUUUUCACCAAGUGUGCACUGGCAGCUGAAGGAAGCAUCUAAUUUUGCGAUACUCCGACAGAAAAUCAAUCAACAAAGGGAGAAAUUAAUCAACAAUGUCAAAGAAAAUCAACCAACAUUACCUAAUCCAGAUAAUGAAGGUGGCUGGUGUAAACUGUGUCUUGGAGAAGAAGCCCACCAACUUCUGAAUGUAAAGCGUGGCAUUCCUAAUGCAUCAAUGGAUGCUAGCAUAGGUUCAACAAGUGGGGUCAGAUACGGCAUCCCACCACUCUUAAGCAUGGUAGCAGCAAUGAAACAGAGUACUGUUACGCAAGUCCUUGAUUUCCAAAUUGGUUGGCUUCAGACACUAGGCUUAAGUCCCAAUCAAGGCCAGUGGCUGUAUGCCCUGUUGGCAUGCCUGCAGAAGCCACUAGAACCAAAUGCGCAUUCAAUGCUUCGUACGCUAGCACGGCAGUGUGCGGCUCUCAGGGCCUCCUUGGAUUCAAUUGAUGAUGACAGACUUCCGGCAUUAAAUCUUUUAAUAACCUUGGUUGCAAGGUAUUUUGACCAAUCAGAUCUGGCCGAUAAUGGAUGAAAGAAAUAUGAAGACGUCAAUUUAUGAAUUGUGUCAGAAAGUGAAUAGCACCACCUACCAUUCAAGAGUAUUAUUUACUAUGAGAGUAAUGAUGUUUGUAAGCAGAAUUUGACUUUAUAGCUUUGUACACUAAUUAUAUCAUUGAUUGAAAUGCUUAAUGGAGGUGUACUUGACAAAUAGUCGAUCACUGUCCAUGGACAAUAGUACUUGUCUUACAGGGUAUGUUGUAGAUAGGACAGUGACGAGUAUACCCGCAGAUACGCUAUUCUUUUGUAUUGUGUAUUAUAAUGUUCCGCACGCUGCUACAACUGCACUAACACGUCAAUGGCAGCCCCGUAAGAUUUGUAAUAAUCUAAAAAUAUAUUUUAAUUGGUUAUGUUGGCACCUCUUUAGAGUUUGUCAUGGGGAAGGGGAAUAACUUUGUCCUACAUGGUAAGGCAGUGAACAUGUUUAUUUAUAUUUAAUAAUUGGUUUAGGCUGAAAGCCAAGGAUAUGCCCAACAGCGAACAUAAUCACUUUUCUAAGUGGCAUAUCCCUUCACAAGACACACAUAAACACACAAUGCUCUACAUAAGGUAAAUCUCAUUAUGAGGCUUAGGGUUUGGUGUUGUUUUGGUCAUGAGAAAAAAAAAAUCCUGUUACCGUGAUAGGAAUUGAACCUUGUCACGGCAACAAGGUUUUUUUUCACGAUCAAAACAACUCCACUCCCUGAGCUUCAUAAUGAGGCUCUACAAUUUUUUUUUUUAAUGUAGCUUGUGUAAAGUUGUAUACAUCCAUUGUGGAGUCCCAAUAACUUUCAUGAUUUCAAAGCAAUUAGAUAUAUUGGUUUGUAGUAAAAAAAAAAAACCAAAAUAUUUAAUUGCUCUAUUCCAAUGGGACACAGAAAACAAAGGUUUUGCAGAUAAAUAUUUUAAUUUAGACGCCUGCGUUUCAUUGGUGAGAAUAUGUUUUCUCGUUCUAAUUUUGAUUACAAUUUCAAAAAAAUUACCAAAAUAAACUAAUGUGGGCAAAUAAAAUAUUAAAUAUAAUUGUUCAUAUAGAUUAUUAGGUUAACAGAAUCAUAUUUUUAUAUGAAAGGCCUGUAUAUAUAUCACUUGACCAUGGAAAAACUUUAUACAUCCAAAAAUGGAAAUUAAAGCACUUGUAAAAACUCAUCUUAA
Molecule: messenger RNA, 2323 nt
Organism: Anneissia japonica
Lineage: Eukaryota; Metazoa; Echinodermata; Crinoidea; Comatulida; Comatulidae
Product: gem-associated protein 2-like
Exons: 7
Coding region: 375-1163 (262 amino acids)
Biological process (GO): spliceosomal complex assembly; spliceosomal snRNP assembly
Cellular component (GO): SMN complex; nucleus; spliceosomal complex
Source: RefSeq, a predicted model, not a curated record